This is a messenger RNA of Portunus trituberculatus (swimming crab), 1212 nucleotides long. It is a transcript of the gene Ref1, whose product is annotated as THO complex subunit 4-like. Gene Ontology annotation, biological process: mRNA export from nucleus. Gene Ontology annotation, molecular function: mRNA binding. The transcript is spliced from 5 exons. The record is from RefSeq and is a predicted model, not a curated record. Gene Ontology annotation, cellular component: nucleus. NCBI's taxonomy places the organism in Eukaryota, Metazoa, Arthropoda, Malacostraca, Decapoda, Portunidae. The coding region runs from base 63 to 869 and encodes 268 amino acids.
UCCUCAGUUUGUGUGACGCCUGGCGAGGUGAAGGACGCGCCAUCAGCCCAUCACUGCACAAAAUGGUGAACAAGAUGGACAUGAGCCUGGAUGACAUUAUCAAGGCCAACAAGAUCAAGGGCGGCCUGCGGAGAGGUGGAGGGGCUGCGGGGCGUGGGCGUGGGCGUGGAGGAGGAGGAGGAGGAGGUGGUGGUGGUGGUGCUGGCCGGGGCGUGAGGCGGGGCUUCGGGGCCGGGAUGGGGCGCGGUAGACCCUCACCGGGGCAGCGACCACAAGGAGGCGGUAGGACCAAUUUUGGACAAAGGGGCAAUGUUGAUGGUCGGUGGAGCCACGAUUUGUACCAAGGUGGAGGCGGCGGCGGCGGUGGCGGUCUGCGGCAAAUGUCCGGACCAUCCAAGCUUCUCAUCUCCAACCUGGACUUCGGCGUGUCAGAUUCAGACAUUCACGAACUGUUUGGAGAGUUUGGCGCCAUGAGGAAUGCAGCAGUUCACUACGACCGUUCAGGGCGGUCGCUGGGCACCGCUCAUGUGGUGUUUGAGAGGCAAGCUGAUGCCAGCAAGGCCAUCAAGCAGUACAACGGUGUGCUGCUGGACGGGCGGGCCAUGAACAUCACCAUCGAGGGCGGCAACACGUCAGGCCGCCUCACCACAGCAGCACCGGUCAAGAGGCUUCAGGGAGGACCCAAACCUGUGGGAGGAGGCUAUGGAGGUGGCCGGGGCAGCAGAGGCAUGCGAGGCAACACAAGGGGAAGAGGAGGAGGAGGCGGCCGGGGGGGCAGAGGCUUUGGGCGGGGGGCAAGGGCCAAGGUGCCCACUGCUGAAGAGUUGGAUGCCGAGCUAGACGCCUAUGUCAACCAGGUCAACAAGUGAGGUGCCUGGCAGUGAGGAGGCUAAGGAGGGAGCCUCCAGGAAGCCACCAGGAACACAGAGCCACACGUGAUCUUGAUACACCCCAGGAUGAUAGAGUUAUUAUUUGUUUGCCCAACUAAUGUACUAGCAAUGUAUGAGAAUUUUAAGAUGAUAUAUAUUGACCUGUAAUUUUAAGACAAGGUGCAUUCACUUCUCUCUUUUUUCUAAAGUGUGAGUCAUUUCAUUUCACAUGUUUGCACCUGAACUGUUUAGACUUAAGUGUAUUCAUGUAUGGAAGAAGUACAAGUAUCCUCAUGGUUAAUGAAUAUAUAGACAUUUUGUGAAUAAAUAUGUAAAAAAUUCA